UUCGUGACCCUUUGAACUUGUGGGCGAGACCAUCACGUCAUUUUGAAUGCGGCGAGGAGAGUAGACAGCGGCAGCGUAGCUAGCAGGCGAAAAGUAAAGUUUCAAGGUGAAUUUAUCAAGAUGUCGGAUAGUGAAUCCAUCAAAAAAAUGUUACGGUCAGUACUGCAGUCCAGCAAAGCUGGCGUGUCUGUGAACAGCCUGCAGUUUGAGUACCGAUCGUUGUGUGGAGAGAACAUCCCACUGAAGAAGCUGGGCUUCUCAAAACUUGAAGACUACCUUCGAAGCAUCCCGUCUGUUGUCCGGUUAGAAUAUCGCAUGGGUGAGUUACAAUGUUUUGCUGCAGUGAGUCAAGAGACCGCACACAUCGCUGAGCUUGUUGCCCGACAGAAGAGUUCCAAAAAAUCUGUCCGCUCCCAAGUUGUCAACUGCAAGAUGAGAUUCAAACCCUCCAACCCAUACAUGCUCAACGUGAGACCAAAGACCUCUCUCCGUCAACCCUCCACAGGCAGUGCUUCCAACUGGUCAUCAAAUCGUUAUCGACCUCAUUGCACCCAUGGUGGCACCAGCGCUUCAGGAGACUACAGAAAGUUGGACCAAAAGUUGAGUGCCAUUACCCCCAUGGAGCACAGGUACCCAGUUGCUCAUCCAGCUCCCCAGCCAGCUGCAAAGGAAACUGUCAUGCCUCAGAGGAAAGAGAGUAGUUUAGUGACCUGCAAGCAGCCCAGAGGUGAGCCUCAGGGAAGUAUCUCAAGAACUAGCCAAUCACAGUCUUGUCACUAUGACGUGGAGCUGGUGCAGAGCAGGAUGACUCAGCUCCUGGAGAAAUACUGCAGCGGAGUGUGGAUGUCGAAGCUUUCAGGGCUUUACACUGGCAUGUUUGGACAGGAGCUCCACCCUCAGGGGCUCGUUGAUCUGGACAAGUGGACAGACAUCUGUAUGGUGGAAAAAGCAUCCAUCACUUCUCGAGCUGACUGCCUUAUCUACCCUCCUCUGCCUCCUAAGCCUUCUGUUGUCCCAAGAAAUGCUACAAACAACAUCCCUUUAACUUCUUACACUAACUACAGCACUGAAACCAAACUCAUUCCUUCUUGUCCAUCAACACCUGAACAACCUUCACCUACUCCCUGUUCUAAUUCUCAACCUAGAUUUACCUCCCAGAACCCCUUGGCUAAGCCGACCUUUUUGUUUAGACCUGAACCUGUUAGUACAUGUUCAGGCAAGCAGUCUCCCCCAGUCACAUUGCUAAGCCCUGCCCACAACCCAGCUCUUUCCUCCCGGUUCCCCCCCUGUGCCAGUUCAGCAGUCAGUUCAGACAGUGAUCGUAAAGAAAACUUUCCUGCAGCUACACUCAACCAACACAAAAACACUCCACACUUAGCCCCCACCUGGACUUGCCCCGUUAAAACAAACGCCCCUCCAUUGUCCACUUCCCACAUGCCUGGCCCUGACAUCUUGCCACUUCUGAAGGUUACCUUCACCCCUUCUCCAAACCCUCCCCCUUGCCCUCCAUCAACAUCUGCUGCUGUUUUGUCACCUGAAGUGCGUCAAAAAUUAAAGGAGCUUCUGUCCAAAUACAGUCAGGGGCUCUGGGUUCAGGGUUUGCCCCAACUCUUCAUGGAUACAUUCAAAAUGCCGUUCCCUGUGCAUGUUCUGGACAACAUCUCUCUUUUGCUGGAUAUAUGUGAUGUGGAAUACCCCGUACCAGGUGACAAGACAAAGGCCAUCCUGUACUACUCAAGCAGAGCAGAAACAGAAACCAAAAAUGGAGCAGAAGGCAAACAACGUAGCAGCCACUUCCUUCCCUCUGGUCUGGAGGUCCUGAGCCCUGUGGUACCUCCAAGUCUGGUUUUUCCCACUGAGCAGUACCCCUCUGUGCUGGUUACUGAUGCCUCGAGCAGCAAUGCUGUCACAAUAAGGUAUGUAGGUGAGAACUACUCAAACGCCCAGGAGGCUAUGGAGGAGUCGAUGCAGUCAUUCUACAGCCAGUGCUCCAACCAGCAGCCUCUGUCUGACCCUGUGGCCGGUCAGCUGGUAGCAGUCAGAGGGGAAGACGGGGAAGAGCUGGCCAGAGCUCAGGUUAUGGAGGUUAAAGCCAAAGAAAAAGUCAAGGUAUACUACGUUGAUUACGGGUUCUCCGUGGAGACAGAUAGGACUAAUCUGCUGGAGGUGCACCAUGACUUCCUGUCAUUGCCAUUCCAGGCAACUAAUGUUAAACUUGCAGGUCUUGAGACGUUCAGCUCCCAUCCACAGCUGCUGUCCUCCUUGGACAAAUUAGCAGUGGGGAACAUUCUUCUGAUGGAGACACUAGAGCUAGCAGAGAAUAAGAUUCCCACGGCAGUGCUGUAUGACACUUCGCAGGAUGAGGACAUCAACAUCAACUCCACCUGUCUGAAGGCUCUUCAGGACAAGACCAUGAACAACCCUCUGACUGUAAAUGCAACAUAUCGGGAUGUUUGUGUCACAAACAUUUGUGCAAACGGCAUCAUUCACUGCCAGCUGCCCUCCAGAGGAACAGCAAGACUCAGCAAGUUGCUUGAGGACACAGAGGCCAUCCUUAAGACUCAGAUGACAUCCGACCUCCUGGUGUCCCGACCUUUCAAUAGAAAGCUCUGCCUCGCCCGACAUAAAGGAACAUGGUCUAGAGCGGAGAUCACCAACAUGUAUGGCAACAGAGUGAUGGAGCUCCUCUUCAUUGACUUAGGAGUUCAAGCAACUGUAGAGGUCACUGAUCUUCGAGAGAUCCCCCCUGUGUUUGUCAAAGACUUGAGCAUCAUUCCUCCACAGGCUAUCAAGUGUCGCCUGGCUGAACUCCCAGUUCCAGAUGGAGACUGGAACUCAGAGGCUGUUCUGUGGAUGAAGGAGGCCAUCAUGGCGUCUGACAGUUGUAAAAUCAAGAUUUUGAGGCUAGACCAGCAAAAAGAUGACUUGCUGGUUUACAUGUACCUCUUCAUUGGAACCAACAGUCAGGAGCUGGACAAGAGCAUCAACCGUCAGCUCGCCCAGUCAGAGUUAUGGCAGAAACUCACAACAAAAAACAACAAUGCAAUCACGAGCCGCAACAACAGCAAGAAUACAGAGCUAGAUGAUCUGGCAGAGAGGAUGACUUUGAGCAGCCCUGUUCCAAACCCCGACAAGACCUCAACCAAACUUCCUCUAAGAGCAGAGGACUCCUCCUCGCCAGAAACGACUGCCAAAACUGUGACGCAGAUCCUUCCCAUCCCUCCUCCUCUGGAGCUCCCCAAGCCUGGACAGAGCAUGGAUGUGUUUGUGCCAGUGGCCUGUCACCCUGGUUACUUUGUGCUGCAGCCAUGGCAGGAUCUCCACAAGCUGGUGGUGCUGAUGGGAGAGAUGAUUCUUUAUUACAACCAGAUGUGGAAGAGCAACACAGACGUACAUAUCAAGAAAGGAGAGAUCUAUGCUGCCAAGAUUGACAAGAACUGGCACCGUGUGCAGGUGAAGGGGAUUCUGGCCAAUGGAUUUGUUUCUGUGUAUGAGUUGGACUAUGGCAAACAUGAGCUGGUCCGCAAUAAUCUUCUCAGGCCACUGAUUGAGGAAUUCAGACAGCUGCCUUUCCAGGCUAUCACUGCACAACUGGCAGGUUUGACACAUACUCAGUGGUCAGAGGAGGCCUCCAUGCUAUUCAGAAAUCAUGUCGAGGAACGAGCACUGGUGGCCCAGGUAGUGACUGCACAGGAGGUGUCGGGUGAGCUGUGGCAACCAACAUUGACGGUUUACCUAGUGGACACCACGCUAGAGGAUAGGGACCUCUGGAUUCACACUAUCAUGGCUGACCUUGGUGGUGAGCUGUCCUCAGCAGCUUAGGACGUCAUCACGCCAUGUUAGGAAACCAUCAUAGAAGCUUUCUGACUCCUAAAAUGCAGUCUUGAAUGCCGUUUGUUCCUUUGCUGGUUCUUUUACUAAACGGGACAAAAGUGUGCAGUGAACUAGAAAACCAACAGUCCCUUGUCAACUUAAAAGAAAAUUGUUUUGUUCCUGAGGUUUUUAUAGGCUAAGUGUCUGAAAAUCAGAUUAAUCUCCAAAGCUCUACCAAGUACUGUUGCACUCAAAAUUAACAAGCAUGACGGAAAACAUGGUUCAGCAUCAAAUGUCAUUCCAAAACAAACGCACUCUGAGAAAUUGACCUUCAAUUUGUUUUAUUAAUAUUCAUCACUUGUGUUUAUUUUAGACUUAAUUUCUUUGUUUGCUGUGCCUCUUGCAUGCAUUAUUGUAUAUUAUUUUGCUCCUUGAAGUGUUUAGAUAUGUUUUAAGACUAAUCCAAGCUGAAUGACCUAACUUUGUGAAUGUACAUAACUGUUACUUGACUGAUGGGUACACAUUUUUGUGUAUUAUCUUAUGUUACUUGGCUUAAAAGAGUAAGUUACUAUUUUUCAGUGUUAUUUCAAUUUGAGAAGCUGUUGCAGAAGAUUUGUUCUAAUAAAACAUUAACCCAA
Cheilinus undulatus (humphead wrasse) is the source of this 4451-nucleotide messenger RNA. Its product is annotated as tudor domain-containing protein 7B-like. The transcript has 22 exons. NCBI's taxonomy places the organism in Eukaryota, Metazoa, Chordata, Actinopteri, Labriformes, Labridae. Bases 121 to 3822 code for a protein of 1233 amino acids. Gene Ontology annotation, biological process: spermatogenesis. The record is from RefSeq and is a predicted model, not a curated record.